This is a messenger RNA of Mycotypha africana, 6363 nucleotides long. RefSeq lists its product as uncharacterized. NCBI's taxonomy places the organism in Eukaryota, Fungi, Mucoromycota, Mucoromycetes, Mucorales, Mycotyphaceae. The transcript has 3 exons. Gene Ontology annotation, molecular function: snoRNA binding. Gene Ontology annotation, cellular component: 90S preribosome; t-UTP complex; small-subunit processome. Gene Ontology annotation, biological process: maturation of SSU-rRNA from tricistronic rRNA transcript (SSU-rRNA, 5.8S rRNA, LSU-rRNA); positive regulation of transcription by RNA polymerase I. The coding region runs from base 1 to 6363 and encodes 2120 amino acids. The record is from RefSeq and is a predicted model, not a curated record.
AUGUCUUCUUUGCAACAGCAGCUUAAGAAGAUCGGCACGCAUGACUUGCGUAAUGUGAGUGAAAUAUCAAGAAAGGCAAGGCCGUCUUUUUUGUUCACAGCUCGUGAGGCUGCUGAUCAAGACUUAGAAACGAUUUACUCUAUUGCCUAUAAUGGCAUCAUGGAGCUUGUUAUUCUCGACGAGAAAUUUGCACCAUUUGAAAAAACCCUCUUUUCUGAGCAAAUGAAGUCUGUUGAUAGAAUUUUACAGACCAAGGAAGAAAAUGAGAAAUUGGACGCCAGUAUCAAUGCUUUCCUCUCUCAAUUGUCACCUUAUUUUCUAUUGAAACCCUCAGGGAAGGUUUUGGAAUACCUUAUUCGUCGCUUCCGCAUUCAUGAUUUCAAUGUGGAAUCAAUCCUCAGAUGUAUUUUACCAUAUCAUGAAACCAAAUCAUUUGUUAAAAUGGUCUCCAUUCUGAAUAUUGAGGAGAAUACAAGUUGGGAAUUCUUGAAGCCGAUCAAAAAGUCAAUGGUUCCAUUGGAACGAAGUUUGUUAAUAAAGAAGAUGAUGAAGGAUAGGCAUAUUUUCGACUUUAUCUGUAGAAUGGUUACCAAGGCUUUAGUUCCUUUCUCAACCUUAUACUCCUUUUUUACAGCACUAUUGAUUGAUUAUAUCAACUCUGCAUCCUCUGUCACCGAAUUCAUGACUACAGCGCUUAUGCCUCAUCUUGUUGAUGGAUUACGGGCUAAGAAAGUUCCUGAAUUACAAUUGGCGUCGUAUAUGAUUGUUUCUCAAUUAUCAGCCAAGGCUGUCCUCAACAAAGAUGGCAUCGAGAGUUUAGUCUCUACAAUGUUAAGGAAAUGCAAAAAACGUUGUUACAGCUAUUGUCUUUUGACGGUCGUACACCUAUGUCAAACUCAGGAAAAUUUCGAAUCAAUUUCAAAGCCUGCCUUUACAGCCAUGACAUCUAACGAAAAGUUCGAAGAAACAAUUCUGGAAAUUUGCGAUAAAUAUGCUACGGAUCGUUUUUUUGCUUGCUUUAUGAGAGACUUGGCUGCUGCGGGAAAACACAUUAGUUUGUUUGAGAAUUUGAUUACCAAUGACUACCUUUCGAGUGAUAACAUUUCGCUUUUGUGCCGAACGAUCAUGGACCAAUAUCUGUCUCUUGCUGAAAACGAUGAGAAUGAAGAAAAAAGAAUUAGCUUUGUCUCUCAAUAUCAACCACUUUUGGCAAUAAUUUCGCAACGUUAUGUCGAGGAGUUGGAUCUCGUAUUGGAAUCGAAGCUGACUGAAACGAAGAAUAACGCUCAACUCAAUAAGAAACUCUUCGAAUUCACCUCUUCUGCGUUCAGAGGCACUGGUCAUGAAAUCAUUGAGGAUGCCAAUACAACACUUUAUCUCUGUUUGAACAGUCCAAAUACAGUAAAUCGUCUUUUAGCCAUGAAAAAGCUGGUAACAAUCAUUGACGACAAGUCAAAUCCUCUUCAUCAAACACCAGAAAUUUUUGAAAGUUCCUUUACUGCCUGUUUGGACAGAUUUAACAGUUUGUUCACGUAUGCCGUCGAGGAAGUGCCUCAACACCUCUUAGAAUAUGUCCCCUCUGAAAAGAUUAUUGAUGCUUUAUCUGAUUUAUUUGAGGAACGUGGUGCUUGCAAUUCCAAAGAUGCCGUUACGGCUUUGAAGUUCUUAUUGAAAGAUUUCUUGGAGAAGUAUCCUGGUCAAGACGCACAAGUCGCUCGAAUUCUAUCUGUAUUUGUUUUUGCUGCAUCCAGCAAUAACCUGUCCAGAUUAGUGAAGUUCGUUAGCUCCUUGACAAUAAAGGAUGCUAUUAUCACUUCUAGUAUUGUUGAAAAUCUCAAGGCUGUCACAGCGGAAAACCGUGAUUUGUUCGAGGUUCCCACCAAAUUAAUCAAGUUGCAAGCUGAUCUUAUCAAGCAAAACAAGCAACCUAUUUAUGCUAGCUUCUGGACAGAAAUGAUUAAGAGUAAAUCUACCGCUGAAAGCGUUGUAAGUCAGUUGAUUGUAUCUCUGGCUAUUUCGAUUAUAACUGAAGCGAAAGAACAGCAUUCGUUAUGUUUGAAGGCUUUGAACUCCAUGCUAUCCGUUAUCAAACAACAUACAAAUUCCUUCUAUUCUAUACCUUUGAAAAAGGAGUUUAUGCCAGAGAAUGGUUCACUUCCAAAGGAUGUUUUCAAACAACUGCGUAACAUUGAUGAUAUUACUGCUCCCUUAUAUAUACAACUUGCCAGAUAUACUCUCUUUACCAUUGCUUCACAAACUGAACGUCCCAAGGGUCAAAUAGAUUGGUAUGGCAAAGAGACAACAAAUAACGAUUAUACCACCCUGAUUAGAAAAAUUUUCGAAACGAUUAUUGCUGGACCCUCUGUCGAUAAUGUCGAGUCUUUAAUCACUGGAUUAUUCAAGAAGCAGUUAGAGGAUGAUGUACUCCGUUUCUUGACUAGUGUCUGGACCAAUACUGACUAUACCUACGUUGUUCGCGCACGCACAUUGCAAAUUACAUCUGCAUAUCUCAAUCAAUUUAUAACCAGCAACAAAACUGAUAUUGAUUUCCAACAUUUGGUACCUGUUCUUUUCCCUACACUUGGCGAUGAAUCUGAUUCUGUCCGAACUCAAGCAUUACAUUGUUUGAAACUUAUUCACUCUGCGUAUCAAACUCAAGGUUUACCUAGUGGCCAUAAGGUUUACGAUACGUCAAUGCCUACCGAUAAUGUCACCAAGACUAAGUUAUCUACUAGUCUAAAUGUAGUUCCUGUUAAUACCUUCUAUAACGAAAGCGCAUCUGUUCCUUCCUUGAGAUCAAACGAAGCGGCUCAUCUUGUUGACUUUGUGUGGUUCAGACAUGCUGAAAUAACCAAAGAUCGUAACUAUAUUGUGCACCUAUUCAAGGAUUACCUCUCUCUCUGUACUGCGUCAAGUGAAAAGCAACAUAAAACCCGUAGAACGCAUACUGUCACGUUUUUACUCAAUCAUAUAGUAAAUGCCCCUACAGUUCAGAUGAAAAUCAGCAUGCUUAGCAUGUUGGAUACCGUUUCCGACUCCCUCAAGCUUAAAACUCUUGCACCUCUCCUUGAAACAACUUUAAAUGAGCCUCGUUCUCCUCAUUCAACCUCAUUGAUCGCUUAUUUGAUUCAUGCUUUCUCACCCUUGAAUGCUGUUGAUAUGGGUACUAAGAAUGAUAAAACUUUGGGUCUUUUCCUCCGUUUGCUUAGCAAUAAGGAUAUUCUUGAAGGCUCCGAUGAAGAUGGUUGGCAAGUUUCUACUCGUCAUUAUGCUCUUCAACAGAUCACACCCGAAUUUUUUGCACAAACGAAUAUCAAUGCUCAGCAAGCAAUUUUCAAGUCUCUAAUUGAUAUUGCUACUAAUGGUGUUCAAAAUGAUGUUCGUGCCGCUAAAACUGUUUUGGUCAAUAUUGAUAUCGAUGCCAAAAUGUUGGAAGGUUACCUCAGUGCUGCUGCUAAGAAUUUGAUGGGAACCGCAACUUCUAUGGCUGCUACGCAUAAUGCUAAGCGUGGCCGUAUGAUUGAAAAUGAAAACGCUGCUACUGUCGAUCUCUAUGAACUUGUCACUGUUUUGGAAUUAUUGGAAGCAAAGACAAUCAUUCGUGACACUUGCCUUAUCAAGCCUUUGUUUGAUGUCUUGACUUCUAUGGUGAAUGCAGAUCUCCGUGAUUCACCUGUUUCAUUAGAGUACAUUAAUCAGCUGCUGAUGUCCUCUCUGGCUCGUAUUAUCCAUCACGCCGAGGAGAAUGGUAUCUCUGUGGAAGAAUCCGCACUCCGUGUAGACAUUGUCGUUCAAUGUAUUCGUAUAACUGGCAAUCCCCAGACGCACAACCAAGCUUUAUUAUUAAUGGCAACGAUUGCUUCUAUGUAUCCUGAAAGUGUCCUACAUAAUAUUAUGCCAGUCUUUACAUUUAUGGGUGCUAAUGUCCUUCGCCAGGAUGAUAACUACAGCUUCCAAGUCAUACAGCAAACUCUCGAAAAAAUCUUGCCUCCGCUUGUCAUUUCUAGCAGAAAGUCCAAUAAUGACGACGAGAAUGCUCUGGUCCUCGGAGUUAAACCUAUCAUUAAGGUAUUCGUUGAUGCUUUGUUCCAUAUUCCAAAGCAUAGGCGUCUGCGUCUUUUUACUGUACUUAUCCAUACUUUGGGCGAAGAUGAAUUCCUGUAUGCUAUCACGUCACUUUUGUUGGAGAAGUAUACUGAGAAGCUUGCAAGAGGUGCUCGCUCUGAAGCAGAGUCCCUUACGGAAUUUAGUCUGCUCAUUUGUCAGAACUUCAGCCCUAUGACACAGAUGAAGGCUAUUUUGUCUCUUUUGAAUGGUCUGCUAAUCUUACCAAAUGAGAAACCUGAAGAUAUCAGUAUGGACGAAAAGGAAGUCUCUCUUUUCAAUAUGCGUGAGCAUAGUGCUAAGCAGCUUCGUCAAUUCAAGCUCGCUACUCUCAAUUUUGUUGGCCAACUACUUACGUCCAAGGGAUUUUUGAACAAGAUGUUAGAGCAAUCUAGCAACAGCGAAGAAUUUACUCAAAGCAUGCAGCCUUAUUAUCUCCAGUGCGUUGAAGUGAUCUUGAAAAUCGUUAGUUACUUUACUGGUUUCCGUGAUAGCUAUUCUGUAUCAAAGGAUGCUUUGGCGGGUGUUGCCAAAUUCUGGAGAGCUAUUUUAAAGGUCGUUUACGAUGUUUUAGACAAGGUCAAUGCUCUUUUGCCUUUAGAUAUCUUUGUUGGAGUUAUUACCAAGCUAAUGCAACAUGCUGAUACAUCUAUCAGACGCAAAGCUUUGAAUAUUUUAAAUGAGAAGAUUCUUGCCUUUGAAGGUCAUGCUCCUGAAGGUUAUGAAGAUGUACUUGUUAACAUGAUUGGUGACCUUACAUCCGCUAUCAAGAACGAAUCAGCAAGUACAGCUAAUGAUGAAGACCGUGCCAUCAACAAGCAAUCUGCUUUGUUAUGCAUCGCAUCCUUGGCUAAGCUUCUUGGUAACCUUUAUCCUGGUCAAUUCGCCGAGGCAAUUCCUACAGUUAUUGGUGUUGAUUGUCUUCAAUCCACUGAUGCACAAUUGCAAAUUUCUAGUCUUGUAUGUCUUUCUGUUAUUUGCGCUGAAAUCGGUCCUCGUGCAGUACCUCAUCUGCCCAAAUUCAUGCCUCUCAUCACAAAUAUUCUUGAUACGACUGUCAAAGCAGAAAAUCCUAACAAUCUUUUACAGCUUGGUGUCAUUAGUGCUCUUGAAACUAUUGUUGCUGUAUUACCCCAUUUCAUUAGUCCUUAUAUUACCAAGAUGCUGAAUGGCCUCCUGCAUUCGUCUGUGUAUGUUUACGACGCUUCACAAUCUCAGAGAGCUGCCAUCGAACAGAAGGCGCUUGGAGUUUUGUCACAAAUGGCCACUACUGUGUCUCCUCGUGUUCUUCUCAACCCAUUAUUCGGUUUCUAUGAAAUAGCGGUAAAAAAUGGCACAAAAUCUAUUUUGGCAUUGUGUUCUGUUAUUUCCCAAGCCAUUCGCUCCAUGACAAGGGUUGUAAUGACUUCCCAUUAUAAACAAUUGUUUAAAUUUUUCUUAAUCGCGUUUGAUGUUCGACGCGCUCACAAACAAGAAUUCGAUCUGAAUGCCAUUAGCGAAAUUGAAGAUGCUAUCAUCAGUGCUUUCCUCGAUUUGGUUAUGAAGUUGAAUGAAACUCUGUUCAAGCCGUUAUUCCUCAAAGUUAUUGAUUGGGCAACGGUCGAAUUGGCUACUGAAGGAGUUCCUAUGUCCGAAGACAGUUCGUCUCGCGCUCUCUUCUUUUACAAACUGGUUGACGCUCUUUUGGAAAAACUGAAGACUAUUUUUACACCCUACUAUGGCUAUUUGAUAGACGAUGUUAUUAUGAGAUUAGAGUACUACAAGACGGAAGAACAACCUAUUGAUGUCCUCUGGAACUACCUUAUGUCAUCACUCCGUAAAUCCUUCUUGUACGAUAAUGAUAAUCUCUGGAAUGCUACCAAGUUUGAAAAGGUGCUGGAUCCUGUCGUCGACCAAUUAUUGGUUACCAGUAAAGGAACCAAUUCUGACUAUCUUAGUCGUAUGGCUGCUUAUGUUGUUCCUUGCGUUGGGCAAAUGGCUGUCACUGUGUCAAAUGAUACUCUUUGGAAACCUCUCAAUCACAAGGUUUUACUUAAGACGAGAGAGGACGAUCCUGAAAUUAGAUUGGCUGCUCUGAAAUGUAUUGAAGAGUUCUAUGUUCGUCUUGGUGAAGAAUGGUUAUUGUUCUUAGCUGAAAGCAUUUCCUUCCUUGCUGAACUAAUGGAAGAUGACGAUGCUCGUGUCGAGAAAUAUGUACAACAAGUCAAUGCUCAAAUUGAAUCGCAUCUUGGUGAAAGCCUAGAUAAAUUUUUCAACUAA